Messenger RNA from Drosophila eugracilis, 1826 nucleotides. It is a transcript of the gene L2HGDH, whose product is annotated as L-2-hydroxyglutarate dehydrogenase, mitochondrial. NCBI's taxonomy places the organism in Eukaryota, Metazoa, Arthropoda, Insecta, Diptera, Drosophilidae. The record is from RefSeq and is a predicted model, not a curated record. Gene Ontology annotation, molecular function: (S)-2-hydroxyglutarate dehydrogenase activity; (S)-2-hydroxy-acid oxidase activity.
UUAUCCGUCACACUUAUCAAUUAGCGCGUUUAUGACACUCCCCUGCCCCCAAAAAACGCCUAGAUGUUCGGCUCGUGAACAUAUUUAUUUUCUCUCGCCACACGGAAAACUUCCACAGGCUUUAGUCUGUAGAUUCGCGUUGGGGCGGUCUGUACGCAUUUUGGCGGAGAAGUAAGCAAGGUCAAUCAAGGUCUUUCUUUUGGCUAGCGUUUAAUCCAGUUCUAAGUGUGUGCGCGGGUGGUGAAAGGAGAAAGUAAGAGAAAUGGCUCAGAUGCGACUAUUUGUGCAGGGAAUUCGGAGGGUACUGCCCAAUGUGGGCGUAGCCACACCUCAAGAGACCGAAACGACCCAGAAAAGAUUUCAGCACAGCUCGUCGAACUGCAGAGAUUAUGAUCUAGUUGUCGUUGGAGGUGGGAUUGUGGGAGCUGCUUCAGCGCGAGAGAUUCUUCUGCGUCAUCCAACCCUGAAAGUGGCAAUCUUGGAAAAGGAGAAUCAGCUAGCAAAGCACCAGAGUGGUCACAACUCCGGAGUGAUCCAUGCUGGUAUCUAUUAUAAACCUGGAACCCUGAAAGCCCGCCUUUGUGUGGAGGGUAUGCAUUUGGUCUAUGCUUAUUUGGAUGAAAAAAAAAUUCCGUACAAGAAGUGCGGCAAACUGAUUGUGGCUACGGAUGAGAAAGAGGUAAAAUUGCUGGGAGAUCUUGAGAAGCGUGCCAUUGCCAACAAUGUUCCGGACCUGAGAAUGAUCGAAGGCUCUGAAAUCCAGGAGAUUGAACCUCAUUGCAAGGGUCUUAAAGCUCUCCACAGUCCACACACGGGAAUUGUUGACUUUGGAUUAGUAACCGAGCAUUAUGGCCAGGAUUUCAAACAAUGUGGUGGUCACAUCUACCUCGGUUUCAAUGUUAACAAGUUCACCGAGACUAAGGAGGGAGCCGAUUAUCCAGUGACUAUCCAUGGUGCGGUACCUGGUCAAACGGUUCGUACUAAGAACGUUCUGACCUGCGGUGGUUUGCAAUCCGAUUUGCUAGCGGAGAAGACAGGUUGCCCAAGGGAUCCUCGAAUUGUACCUUUCCGCGGAGAGUACUUGCUGCUGUCUAAGGAAAAACAACAUAUGGUCAAUGGAAAUAUUUAUCCAGUGCCAGAUCCCCGGUUCCCCUUUUUGGGAGUACACUUCACCCCUCGGAUGGACGGAUCCAUCUGGCUGGGUCCAAAUGCCGUCCUAGCUCUUAAAAGAGAAGGAUACACCUGGGGCGACAUUAAUCUUUUCGAGCUGUUUGAUGCCCUGCGUUAUCCAGGCUUUGCGAAGAUGGCCAGCAAGUACCUUGGCUUCGGUUUGAGCGAAAUGUCCAAGUCGUGGUUUAUUAACCUGCAAAUUAAGGCGUUGCAAAAGUAUAUUCCAGACAUCACGGAAUAUGACAUUCAACGCGGUCCCGCCGGAGUACGUGCUCAGGCUAUGGACUUGCAGGGAAACUUGGUAGACGAUUUUGUGUUUGAUCGCGGUGAAGGAUCGGGACCGCUGGCCAAGCGUGUUCUUCAUUGUAGAAACGCCCCAUCGCCGGGUGCCACUAGCAGUCUGGCCAUCGGAAAAAUGAUCGCUGACAAGAUCGAGAAUGAAUUCUCCAUCGGCAAGUGAUAGUUAGUAUCCUACCGAAAACCUAAGCAAUAGUCCAAAGCUUCAUCCACCAUCAACGGCCUCGUAUCCAAAUUUAUUUCCAACUUCUGCUUUUAUGGUGUCAGUUAUACUGAACUGUGUAUGUCUCGCAUUUCGUGUAAAUUUUAAAGUAAAUAUCUCUAAAUUGUAUAAAGUAAAUAAAAAAUUGUAUAUUUUA